AUGGCUGAGCAACCGGUCCCGGAGCACCGAUUCACGUCGGUCCCGCUCGCUCGUUCUACGCUAGAGCGUCACUGUGCCUCGAGCCGGCCCGUCGUGGUCCGCGGCGCUCCGUCCUGGCCCGCGCACGACCUGUGGCGCUGGCCGGGCGUGCUGGACCGAUGGCGGGGCCUCGCGGGGCACCGGCGCGUGCACGUCAUGCGCUCCGACUCCCCGUCCUUCCACGGCGACAUCUACCGGCACAGUCCGGAGCCGAUGCUGCUCUCCGAGUUCUGCGACAUGGCGGCGGCCCCGCCCGCACACACAUCUCACUUGUACAUGGCGCAGUCGCCGCUGGCGCGCGUCGGACCGGGCAGGCGGGACCCCGAGGACCAGCUCCGGGAGCUGCUCGCCGACAUCGCCCCGGCGCCCGCGCUGCUCCCGCGGGAGGCCCUGCUGGCUGACAGACAGGCCGGCGCCGGCCUCUUCGCGCACUCGGACGGCGCGGACGGCCUUGCACCGCAGCCCAGUCCCCCCGGGGACCCAGGACCGUCGCUGGAAGUAAACCUGUGGGCGAGCGCGGGGCCGACGACGUCCUCCCUGCACUCGGACCCGUGGGACAACGCGCUGUGCGUGGUCGCCGGGCGCAAGCGCGUCGUCCUGGUGCCCCCGUGGGUGACGCCGGCGGUGGCGCCGCACCCCGUGUUCUCGGAAGCCCCGAACCACUCCACGAUCGACGCGGCGGGGCGCGGCCUCGGCGGGACCGAGAACGCGCGGCCGAACCAGGGGCCGGAGCCGCCGGGCUGGUCGGGCGUGGUGGCGAGCGCGAUGGUGGCAGACGUCGGUCCCGGGGAUCUCCUGCUCAUACCUGACGGUUGGUGGCACCUGGUGAGCAGCCAAGGCGGGACGAUCGCCGUCAACUUCUGGUGGGACUCCCCUGCGGGGCAGCUGCUGCGCUGCGGGGCAGGGCAAGUCCUGCUCCGGCGGUCGCUCCGCACGCUCGGCGACGAGACGCGCCAGAGAGUGCUCGCAUCCGCGCCGGUGCUCGAGACGACGCCGUCGGACGCCGAGGCCCUGGUGGCCCUGGCGCAGCUCGGCAUCAAGGGCCCCGCGUGGGCGCCGGGCCGCGGCGCCGACGCGGAGAGCGACGACGUGCUGCGUCUCGUGCGCAGCGUCCCGCCGCUGGCGUUGCGCCGCGUGCUGACGGAGUGUGCGCGGCAGUUCCCUCGAGCGCUGGAGCGGCUCGUGACCGAGGUGGCGUCGCCCGCCGCGAUCGAGCUCCUCACGCAGUCCUUCGAGGCCGCCGACGCGCUGGAGGGCUCCGUCGCUCCCGGCCGGGCGCCGGGGGAGGAGUUUUACAGAGAGUUCUGGGGGGCGUUCGAGGACGCCAAGGCGGGGAUGGCGCGGGUGGUGCGGGCGAAGGAACGGUUCGGGCAGCAGUGUCUGGAGGACGUCGUCCGGCAGGCAUGCGGGCCGGCGGCGCAGAGCGAUGUUUGA
Messenger RNA from Pedinophyceae sp. YPF-701, 1473 nucleotides. NCBI's taxonomy places the organism in Eukaryota, Viridiplantae, Chlorophyta, Pedinophyceae. The record is from the annotation of a GenBank genome assembly.